This is a messenger RNA of Ananas comosus (pineapple), 1983 nucleotides long. Its product is annotated as probable sodium/metabolite cotransporter BASS5, chloroplastic. Bases 155 to 1489 code for a protein of 444 amino acids. Lineage: Eukaryota; Viridiplantae; Streptophyta; Magnoliopsida; Poales; Bromeliaceae. Gene Ontology annotation, cellular component: membrane. The record is from RefSeq and is a predicted model, not a curated record. The transcript has 8 exons.
UCUCGGAGGUCCCCUUUCCCGUAAAAAACCCCCGCGAAAAGAUCCAAACAAUUCCUCGGAUCGUCCGUCCCGUUCCUUGCAGAAGAACAAACUACACUCCAGAAAGUCAAAACCCCCAGACAACCGGCGAUUCAGCCGGCGAUGACUGCUUCCUAUGCCGCCGUCUUUAAGCGGCCGCUCACCCCCUCUCCCUCCUCCUCCUCUUCCCUUCUCCCCACCACCUCCUCUCCUCUUUCCUCCUUCCUCCUCCGCGGAAGAAGUCCUCUCUCUUUCUCUCUCUAGGGUUUCUUCUCUCUCCCUCUCUCCCUCUCUCUCUCUAAUGGUGCUCUUCGUUCUCUUCCAGGUCCCGCCUUUGUAUCGUUUUCGGCGUCGUCUUCCUCACUCCCAUGGCGUAGCGCGGGGAUUAGGGUUCUCCGCACGGAGAUGCGUCGCGGCGAGUGCAUCAGGAUCUUUCGAGCAAGAUCGCCUUGGAGACGAUGCUUUUUUACGAGAUCAGGAAGUUCAGGAAAGAAAAGUUGAUCUUAUGAAGAUUCUCAAGGGAGCUAAUUCCAUUAUUCCCCACAUUGUGCUUGGGAGCACAGUGCUGGCUCUUGCUUACCCACCAUCUUUCACGUGGUUCACAAACAGAUACUAUGCGCCAGCACUGGGAUUCUUGAUGUUUGCUGUUGGUGUCAAUUCAAGCCCUAAGGAUUUCAUUGAAGCAAUUCGAAGACCAGAUGCAAUUGCCGCUGGAUAUGUUGGCCAAUUUGUAAUCAAGCCUUUGCUUGGGUUCCUUUUUGGCACCAUUGCAGUUUCAACUUUUAACCUCCCUACAUCUUUAGGUGCGGGAAUCAUGUUAGUCUCAUGUGUUAGUGGAGCACAGCUUUCAAACUAUGCAACUUAUUUGACAGACCCUCCUUUGGCCCCACUAAGCAUUAUGAUGACAUCAUUGUCUACUGCAACAGCUGUUUUUGUUACACCAACAUUAUCUUUCUUGCUUAUUGGCAAGAAGUUGCCUGUAGAUGUAAAAGGGAUGAUGUCCAGUAUAAUGCAGAUUGUAGUUGCACCUAUUGCAGCUGGAUUGCUUUUAAACAGGUCUCUUCCUAGUCUUUGUGCUGCUAUUCAGCCUUUUCUUCCUCCACUGUCAGUGUUUGUGACUGCGUUAUGUGUUGGUGCACCACUGGCAAUAAAUAUCAAAGCCAUUAUGUCGCCUUUUGGAAUAGCUAUUGUGCUGCUGCUUCUCGGAUUCCAUUCAGCUGCUUUUAUUGCUGGUUACAUUCUUACUGGUCUAUGCUUUCAUAAGGUAGCUGAUGUGAAAGCACUGCAAAGAACCAUGUGUUUUGAAACAGGGAUGCAAAGCAGCCUUCUGGCUCUUGCUCUAGCAAACAAAUUCUUCCAAGAUCCUCUUGUGGGCGUGCCUCCUGCCAUCUCUGUUGUGUUGAUGUCUCUAAUGGCAUUUGGCCUUGUGAUGAUAUGGUCCAAGAAGAAAGAUGAGUUGCCGUCUGAUUAGGCCUUACUCUGUUAAACAAAGAUAUGAACAUCUCUUCAUGCAAUUCAGUCGGUUGGACAGCUCGAAUAACAGCACUACCUAAUCCAUACUGAGCAUAAAGAUGGUUUUCUUGUCGGCAACUGAUCUCUACUGGCUCGAAGACAGCACAUGGAACUUGUCAAAACGACCAUUCUUGGAGAGGGUUUCAUUGGAUCCUCUUAUUAUUAUUAUUAUUAUUAUUAUUAUUAUUAUUGAAUCAAAUAGUAAUACUAUAGAGGAUCUGUCAUGAGAUCCUUUUCUUCUUAGAAAUAUAUAUUUAGGGACGAGGUUGCUCUAUUAUUUUCUUACAAGCUAGGCUAUACUGUUUUUAACUGGUUAACAAUAGCUAUGUAUCUCUCGUGGGGCUAUUUGUACCUGAAUCUCUGUAAAAGUAUACCUGGAUGUCUGUAAAUUCUGAAACAAAAAAAAUCAUGUCUUGGAGGGUAAUAUGGAUUCUAGUUGCUGUAUUCCUCAUA